Messenger RNA from Artibeus jamaicensis (Jamaican fruit-eating bat), 3483 nucleotides. It is a transcript of the gene ASCL3, whose product is annotated as achaete-scute family bHLH transcription factor 3. Gene Ontology annotation, biological process: developmental process; regulation of transcription by RNA polymerase II. NCBI's taxonomy places the organism in Eukaryota, Metazoa, Chordata, Mammalia, Chiroptera, Phyllostomidae. The transcript has 3 exons. The record is from RefSeq and is a predicted model, not a curated record. Gene Ontology annotation, molecular function: DNA-binding transcription factor activity, RNA polymerase II-specific; protein dimerization activity; RNA polymerase II transcription regulatory region sequence-specific DNA binding. The coding region runs from base 2872 to 3417 and encodes 181 amino acids.
GACUCUUCCCCAGGGUGGCCCAUGGGGAGAGUAAGAAUAUGAUUUAUAGGAAAAUUCCUAGGCACAACUGAUAAAUGAUGAAUUGUGUCAGCUGUCUGAUUAUUUCAUUAUUUUAAAGUGUCCACUAUACCUGUGUGUUAGAUUCAGAUUUUGCUGGUGGCUGAAUCAUCUAGAGCAGUGGAAAAGGUUUUGGUUUGGAAGUCAGGAGACCUAGGCUCUGACCCCCACUCUGCAGCUACCUCUGCAGCUUUAACCAAGUUUCAGUCUAUGGGGGAUGGGAUACGAGGAUUUCUAAGGUUCCUUCCAUCCCUAAUAUUCUAAAACUCAGCUAUAUGUGUAGUUGUAGCUUUGUUUUUUACAUGCUAGAGAUACAUUUAAUGUCUCUGAAAGUUGAACCUUUUAUGCUCAGUAGAGCAUCCAAAAUCUAUUUAGGAUUUUAUUGUUAAGACCUCAUGUAUUUCCCAGAAGAGCUCUAGGACAGAAACCUGAGACUUUCCCAAGACAGGUGUGUCUGUUAGCCAUGCCUGUCUUGGGAACUGCCGAACCCCAGCACUGCUCAUCUGGGUGGCUUUUAUAAAAUUUGUACUCAGCUUCUGCAAACAUACCCAGCUUCCACUGGACUUCCCACCUUGAUCUUCUUCAUUACUGCACUUUUCAUUCUAUCACCCUGUUGUGGUUCAAUUUUCUUAUAUGAAUAAAAGAUGAUCACUGCUACUACAGUGAUUAGUGAACUUUUUUUGAAAUGCUCAACAGAAACAGCUCCUCAUCAGCCUGUCUCCAGAGACACUGGUCUCUUUUUCUAAGAAUAACACAAAGUCUUGUUAAAGCCUAGAAACUUUUAAUUAUCUGUGGCAUACACACUUUAUUCAGAUUUCAUCUGAGUCAACAUUUAAGACAGUAUUAAAAUGAUCUGUCAAAAUACAACCAUACCCAAAGAAUUUUUGUGCAAAAUUGGCUUUGGUGACUCCUGUCUUACGUGUUGGUGUCCUGUUGUGUCACUUCUGGCUUGUCAGCCAUGGGCAGCCGUGAGGACUGCCAUUCUCAGACGUGUAGGAACACGGGCUCCACACAUGUUCUGUUUCCACCCUCCAGAAUCUCUGGCUCGGGGAUUUCCUAACUCUAUUCUCAGCAAUUUUUUUUUUGGACAUGAGCUUGGCUAGUUUUUCAUCUUCAGAGAUUUUUGUUUUUAUUUCAGGCCAGUUGGUCAGUAAUUUGGAAUCUUUCGCUUCCUGUUCCUUUGUUUUGAUUUGUUUCACUGGACCUAUUGCACUUAUCUCAUCCCACCCUCCACCCCCAAUAAGGAACAGUUUUUCCUGGCAUUUACUUUUUUUCCGGCUUGUUUCACCAUGACUUCUAACCCUCUUCACCCUUUGCCCCUAUGCCCGCUUCCCACUGCCCUUUCUGUUUCUGUAGUCACUUGUCUUUCCAUAUGAGAGAGAUGCAGGCUUUUCCACAAAAAUUGUGAUACACUUGACUGCACGUGAGUUCUGGUGCUCAGAGGCUGCUCUCUGCACUGGGUAUUGUGGCCUGCAGAGUUUCUGCUCUGCUCAGGUGGAAGCACAAGUGACAGUGCUAUCUAACCCUGCUCGUGAGCAUUAGAGAUUUUUUUUUGGGGGGGGGGGUAAGUUUUCUUUGCAUAUGCCAAAUACAGAGAACAUCCUCUCCUAAAGAUGUUGAAAAAUCACACCCCCGAGAAAUUAACCAAAAGCCCUAUUUCCUUCUUUUUCUGGAGGCCCAUGGUUAGAUUUCAUAUUGCUUCCCGUUUUCCAUUUUAGGUAUGCUCUUCAUCUCUGAACCAGUAUGCUUUGGGAUAUAUCAGUGUUUGGUUUUCCAGUGUUAGGGAAAACAUAAGCCAGGUUUUCUGUAAGGUGCCAGUUACAGGAAUGCUGCGCAAGUAUUCGACUGUUAAUAAAGAAAAAGGGGAAGAGCCAAUGCCUAGCACAUUGUGUUGUUGUUGUUUUUCUUCAGUCCUCACAGUCUCUCUGCAGAAUAGUCAACAGCUCGGUUGGUCAUUAGAAAAAGCUGAAGCCCAGAGAGAUUAUGAAACUUGCCUCAGGCCACACAGCUAGGGAGGAGCAAAGCCCACUUGGAAACUCGGGGUCAUCACUGAAAGGAAAAUGCUCUUUUCUUACAACGUUACCCUGGCGCCCAGUUAACUGGUUAAACCGCAGUAUCCCUGUAAAACCUGUUGCAGCUGCAUUGUUACAGUUAAAGGCAAAGCAAUGGCGAUUUAAGGAACGAGAUGAAUGCAGGGCUAUUCAGGUAGAGGAAAUGUGGCGGUGUGGGACCUUUCGGGGUGCAAUACUUGAUCCUUCUGUUCCAUUUUUAAAAGAACAAAACUUAAAUACAGAUGCACUCCACUCCAUAUUCUUCAAGUUCUGUGCAAGUAAAAAUAUGUAAAUCUAUAUUAUAAAUGCGACAGGAGAAUUUUCCAUUUAAAGGACCCAGUGAACUUUUAAGAGUGAAUGAUUCCUUUCUCAUUUUUGUUUUCAGACCUGCCUCCGGCACGUUAGGCAUUAUUUAAGACAGCUGUGCCUGUGAGGGCGCAGGGGCACUAAGUCUGUAGCUCCUCCCACGCGUGUUCAAGCGCUGUGGCCUUGCAGUGUUUCCCAGACCUCGGUCAUUGGCACACACCUUCACAGCCACCAUUAUCCGAGUUCCACCUGUACCGUUACCGACUUUCCAUUUUCCUUCAGUUCAUAUUUUUCACUCAGCUAGAUCGUAUCUCUUGUGGAAGGCCUCCAUCUGAGGGUCAGAAAGCAUUCUGGUGGGGCACAGGACACACCCAGCAGCCUAAAGCUGCGUCUUUGUAAUCCUUGCAACUGAGAGAGGAUUGAAAGGCAACAACUUUCUCACGAGGCGAACGAGGAAAUGAUGGACAAUAGGAGCUACUGUAAUCUGCCAGAAAAACUGCCCGUCUUCUCUGACUCUGCCCACUUGCCCCUGACCCGGUCCUUCUAUCUGGACCCCAUGGUCACUUUCCACUUAUACCCGGAAGCCCCGGUGCCAUCCCCUUACGCUGAAGACCUGCCAUUGCUGCCCUUUCCCAGUGAUUCCCUGAUGGUGGAAAAUUACAGCGAAGCCUGCCCCUUCUCCUUCCCAAUGCCCUAUGCAAGUUACAGGAGGUGUGAGUACGCCUAUGGGCCCGCCUUCAUCCGGAAAAGGAACGAACGGGAAAGGCAGCGGGUGAAAUGUGUCAACGAAGGCUAUGCCCAGCUCCGGCACCAUCUGCCAGAGGAGUACUUGGAGAAACGACUCAGCAAAGUGGAAACCCUCAGAGCCGCAAUCAAGUACAUUAACUACCUGCAAUCUCUUCUGUGCCCCGAUGAGGCUGAGACCAACAAUAACCCUGGGAAAGGUCCCACCAUAAUAGCAACCACCAGCCGCCACACUGACCCCAUUUUUAGAAUCAUUUGACUCAGUGUUUCCAAAGAGAAGCAAAUAAUGUCACAAUAAAAUCGGGGCUCUUAGAGUGUCAUGGAA